AUGACAGGCCGCGUGUGCCGUGGCUGCGGCGGCACCGACAUCGAGCUGGACACGGCGCGCGGCGAUGCCGUGUGCACCAGCUGCGGCUCGGUGCUCGAGGACAACAUCAUCGUGUCGGAGGUGCAGUUCGUGGAGAACAGCGGCGGCGGCUCGUCGGCCGUGGGCCAGUUCGUGUCGCUGGACGGUGCUGGCAAAACCCCAACGCUGGGCGGCGGCUUCCACGUGAACCUGGGAAAGGAGUCGAGAGCGCAGACCCUGCAGAACGGGAGACGCCAGAUCCACCACCUGGGGAGCCAGCUGCAGCUCAACCAGCACUGCCUGGACACAGCCUUCAACUUCUUCAAGAUGGCCGUGAGCAAGCACUUGACCCGCGGCCGCAGGAUGGCACACGUGAUCGCGGCCUGCCUCUACCUGGUGUGCCGCACUGAGGACCCCCACAUGCUCCUCGACCUCAGCGACCUGCCCCAGGUGAACGUGUAUGUGCUGGGGAAGACCUUCCUCCUCCUGGCAAGGGAGCUGUGCAUCAACGCCCCGGCAAUAGGGCCGGCCGCAGAGAGAGGCCUCCUCCUGGUGCCCGACCUAGCACGGCCACGCCGCCCCUCAGCCCCUCAGGCGUAGAAGAUGAGCUCGGGGAUCUGCCCACCCUGCACCCCGGUCCCGUUGGUGCUGUCCGAGGAGCACUGGAACUGGAAGGUCACCUUGCCGC
Molecule: messenger RNA, 706 nt
Organism: Lutra lutra (Eurasian river otter)
Lineage: Eukaryota; Metazoa; Chordata; Mammalia; Carnivora; Mustelidae
Product: transcription factor IIIB 90 kDa subunit-like
Biological process (GO): transcription by RNA polymerase III; DNA-templated transcription initiation; transcription preinitiation complex assembly
Cellular component (GO): transcription factor TFIIIB complex; nucleus; transcription preinitiation complex
Molecular function (GO): RNA polymerase III general transcription initiation factor activity; RNA polymerase III type 3 promoter sequence-specific DNA binding; TBP-class protein binding
Source: RefSeq, a predicted model, not a curated record